AUGGAUUUCCCUGGACACUUUGAGCAGACCUUUCAACAACUAAAUUACCAGCGCCUCCAAGGCCAGCUCUGUGACUGUGUCAUAGUUGUUGGUAGUCGACAUUUUAAAGCUCACCGCUCUGUACUAGCAGCAUGCAGUACUCAUUUCAGAGCUCUGUUUACUGUAGCAGAGGGUGACCAGAGCAUGAACAUGAUCCAGCUGGACAGUGAAGUGGUAACAUCUGAAGCCUUUGCUGCUCUUAUUGACAUGAUGUAUACGUCCACUCUUAUGCUUGGAGAAAGCAAUGUGAUGGAUGUGCUACUGGCAGCAUCUCACCUCCAUUUGAAUUCUGUUGUGAAAGCGUGUAAGCACUAUCUGACUACAAGGACAUUGCCUGUGUCUUCCCCCAACGACAGAGCUCAGGAGCAAAGCGCACGAAUGCAAAGGUCUUUCAUGCUUCAGCAGCUGGGAUUAAGCAUUGUGAGUUCAGCAUUGAAUUCAAAUCAGAGCAGUGAAGAACAGGCCCAGCAGCAACAGACUUCAAUGAGUUCCUCUGUAAGAAAUAGCAUAGUGGAGCAAAGGGCCACAUUUCCUAUAAGACGGCUGCACAAAAGAAAGCAGUCUUCUGAAGAAAGGGCUAGGCAGCGCAUGAGGGCCUCUAUUGAUGAGUGUCUCAUUACUGAUGUUACCAAUGAAAGUGUACAGUCCAUGGGUAAUUCUCGUGAAGAAUAUUUUUCCCCCGAUUCACUUAAAAUUACAGACGCUAUGAAAUCUGACUCUGCCCCAGACAACCAAGAAGAUAGCACACUUAUGUUUGAUCAGUCAUACGGCAACCAAGAAGACACACAAGUGCCAAGCCAGUCUGACAACAGUGGAGAAAACAUUAUCUCAAUGGCAACUCAGACAAGUCAAGUUGAAACGAGUUACAAUCAGGACUCUGCUUGCGAGAAAUCAGUUUAUCCUUCAGAGACUCAUGAUCUUACAGUGGAUGAAAAAGAUCACAUGAGAGUGAUUGUAAAAUCUGAGCCUCUGAGCUCUCCUGAGCCUCAGGAUGAGGUGAGUGAUGUCACAUCACAAGCAGAAGGAAGUGAGCCAGUUGAGGUUGAAGGUACUGUAAGUGCAGAAAAAAUUGAACUGAGCCCAGAAAGCAGUGAUCGCAGUUUCUCUGACCCCCAGUCUAGUACAGACAGGGUUGGAGAUAUUCACAUUUUAGAUGUGACUCCCAACUUAGAGCACAAGUCCUCUUUUAGCAUUUCAAAUUUUUUAAGCAAGAACAGAAACGGCAACCUCAACCUAAGUCAAAACAGUGAUGAUAACAUUCCAAAUACAACUAGUGACUGUAGAAUGGAUGGAGAAGUAUCCUACCUCGUUAGUCCAGAAGUAGGUCCCAGUGGUCACUCUUCCAAUGUUAUGUCUCACUUGGAUAAUCCUUUCAGUGAUGGCCCAGAUUCUCAUUUUGCUCGUCCCAUGCAGGACGUUAUGAGUAUGCCUUGUGUUCAGUCCUCCAGUUACCGUGGAAAUGACCCAUUUGGAAUGGACUACCCAAGGUCUGGAUUAGGGCUUCAUUCUAUGUCCAGAUCUAUCAUGGGAAGUGCAAGGGGUCGUGCUUUCAACUUUCCAAAUUAUCGACGUAUUGCUCCCAAAAUGCCAAUUGUUACGUCUGUACGGAGUACUCAACUCCAGGAUAACGCCUCCAGCUCCCAAAUGAUGAUGAAUGGAGGAGGCUCCUCUUAUGACAGUGGGAAUGCUCAGCAAGGUCCACCACAGUUGACAAGGGCAUCUGCGGAUGUCCUUUCAAAGUGCAAGAAAGCUCUCUCGGAGCAUAAUGUGUUGGUGGUGGAGGGUGCCCGUAAAUAUGCCUGUAAAAUAUGCUGUAAGACUUUCUUGACUUUGACAGACUGUAAAAAGCACAUCCGGGUUCAUACAGGUGAAAAACCUUAUGCCUGUCUGAAAUGUGGAAAACGGUUUAGCCAGUCCAGUCACUUAUAUAAGCAUUCCAAAACUACUUGCCUUAGGUGGCAAAACAGCAAUCUUCCUACGACGCUGCUUUAA
Messenger RNA from Staurois parvus, 2031 nucleotides. The record is from the annotation of a GenBank genome assembly. Lineage: Eukaryota; Metazoa; Chordata; Amphibia; Anura; Ranidae.